AUGAGUCAAUAAAAAGGGGGGCAGCAGUAGAGAGAGAAAGUAGAAUAGAGAUGGGGAGGGCUCCUUGCUGCGAUAAGGCGAACGUGAAGAAGGGCCCAUGGUCCCCUGAAGAAGAUGAAAAACUAAAGGACUUCAUCAACAACUACGGCCCCGCCGGAAACUGGAUUGCUCUCCCUCAAAAAGCCGGUCUGAAAAGAUGCGGCAAGAGCUGCCGGUUAAGAUGGCUGAAUUAUCUGAGGCCUAACAUCAAGCACGGCCAAUUUUCCGAUGACGAAGACAGAAUCAUCUGCUCCCUUUAUGGAACCAUCGGAAGCAGGUGGUCAAUCAUAGCAUCUCAGCUUCCGGGAAGAACAGACAACGACAUAAAGAACUACUGGAACACAAAGCUCAAGAAGAAAAUCCUCCAACCAAGAUUCCAACCACCGUUUUCGUUUCCGCUUCAGCUUCAGACACAAUCUUCUCUGUCGCAUUUGUACACCUCGUUUCUUGAUCAAUCUAGCGCUGCCGACUCCAUCAGUUUCUUAGCCCCACACAACUACUGCUCCAGCAGUAACCAAAAUGAGGAUUUUCAUGGCUACUAUAAUCCCAUGAAAGACAACAUGCUUGUGAGUGGGAGCUGCAGCCAGAUCAGCUACGGCGUCAAAAGCGAAGAAAUUGGAAAUUUUCAGGAUCGAAAUAACUCGUUCGCGCUUGAAGAUCAGCCCGGGUCGAUUGUUGAUCAUCACAAGCAGAAGCAGCGGAAUGGGGUUUUGGAGAAUACUCAGUUGCAGUAUGAUCUGGAGGAAGUCAAGCAGCUCAUUACCAGCGGCGGCGGUGGGGGUUUGUUUUUCGCCGACGAGAGCAAGGCUGGAGUGAUGGGAAUGCACUACUUUUCAUAUUAGGUUUUACUAUUGGACAAGAAAAUGGAAAUUAAUAGCUAGAGAUGUGCAUGUGACUAAUCAAAAUAUUAAGGCAUCUUAAUUUCUUUAAUUCAUUACCAAAUACUUCUCUUCUU
This is a messenger RNA of Salvia splendens (bonfire salvia), 994 nucleotides long. RefSeq names its product transcription factor MYB36. The record is from RefSeq and is a predicted model, not a curated record. The transcript is spliced from 3 exons. The coding region runs from base 51 to 881 and encodes 276 amino acids. NCBI's taxonomy places the organism in Eukaryota, Viridiplantae, Streptophyta, Magnoliopsida, Lamiales, Lamiaceae.